CCUCCGCCGUCCUUCCUUUCAUUCUUGUAAUCCGUCUGCGUAGGGUGUGCUCCGGAGCUAGCCUCGGCACACAUUUUAUUAUUAUGAAACAAACCAAAAGCUUGUGAGCACCCGCAGACAUAUUUUUAUAAGAAAACCUAAAAUCGGUGAAGCAGGAUUUGAUUUGCCAGCCAAGCAACACGAAGAAGACGCUGCCUUCGAAAAAGAACGAAAGACGGAACGACGAAAACGGUGUUAGCAAGCUACGUUACUAGCGUCAUUGUCGACAGAGCGGCUAAUUGGCGAUAGCCUGAUAGUUUCCCCCCAUUUAAACACGUUUUACCUCUUGGCAAGUUAUCCGUAGCUGCUCGUAUUAAUAGUUUAGCGCUCUCUGUGACUUUGAAGGAACUAAAACCCCUAAAUUGUGACCGCUAAGCCAAACCAGAAAGAGGAGGGCGAUUACACAUUUAGACUGCCCGACAGCCACCGCUACGCAUCGAGCCCAGACACUCUCGGGUUGAUUGGAAACAGACGUCGGCCGACAUGAAUCCCAGCGCGCCUAGCUACCCCAUGGCCUCCCUGUACGUGGGGGACCUGCAUCCAGACGUCACCGAGGCCAUGCUCUACGAGAAAUUCAGCCCGGCCGGGCCCAUCCUCUCCAUCAGAGUGUGCAGAGACAUGAUCACCCGCCGCUCGCUGGGAUACGCAUACGUGAACUUCCAACAGCCGGCCGACGCUGAACGAGCUUUGGACACGAUGAACUUCGACGUGAUCAAGGGCCGGCCUCUGCGCAUCAUGUGGUCUCAGCGUGACCCCUCGUUGAGGAAGAGCGGCGUGGGAAACAUCUUCAUCAAGAACCUGGACAAGUCCAUCGACAACAAGGCCCUCUACGACACCUUCUCCGCCUUUGGGAACAUCCUCUCCUGCAAGGUGGUUUGUGAUGAAAAUGGCUCAAAAGGGUACGGUUUUGUGCACUUUGAGACCCACGAGGCCGCCGAGCGUGCCAUUGAGAAAAUGAACGGCAUGUUGCUCAAUGACAGAAAAGUGUUUGUUGGCCGCUUCAAGUCACGCAAAGAGAGGGAGGCGGAACUCGGGGCCCGCGCCCGAGAGUUUACCAACGUUUACAUCAAAAACUUCGGGGAGGACAUGGAUGACGAGAAGCUGAAGGAGUUGUUUAGCAAAUACGGUCCCGCUCUCAGUAUCCGGGUUAUGACCGACGAGAGCGGCAAAUCCAAGGGAUUUGGCUUCGUCAGCUUCGAGAGACACGAAGACGCACAGAAGGCUGUAGAUGAGAUGAAUGGCAAAGAACUGAAUGGCCGACAAGUGUAUGUGGGCCGCGCGCAGAAGAAGGGCGAGCGCCAGAAUGAGCUCAAACGCAAAUUUGAGCAGAUGAAACAAGAUCGCAUGACCAGAUACCAGGGUGUCAAUCUGUAUGUGAAAAACCUGGAUGAUGGCCUGGAUGACGAGCGUCUGCGCAAAGAGUUCUCUCCAUUCGGAACCAUCACAAGUGCAAAGGUGAUGAUGGAGGGCGGCCGCAGUAAAGGCUUCGGCUUCGUGUGCUUCUCCUCCCCAGAAGAGGCCACUAAAGCUGUGACAGAGAUGAAUGGGCGCAUUGUGGCCACAAAGCCUCUGUAUGUGGCCCUGGCUCAGCGCAAGGAAGAGCGUCAGGCCCACCUCACCAACCAGUACAUGCAGAGGAUGGCCACAGUCCGCGCUGUGCCCAACCCUGUCCUCAACCCCUACCAACCUGCGCCGCCUUCGGGUUACUUCAUGGCAGCUAUACCACAGGCUCAGAACCGGGCUGCGUACUACUCUGCCAACCAGCUGGCCCAGCUUCGCCCCAGUCCCCGCUGGGCCACUCAGGGAGUGCGCCCUCAGCAUUUCCAGAACAUGCCCAACGCCAUGCGUCCAUCAGCACCAAGGCCGCAAACCUUCAACACCAUUCGCGCCACAACUACCACCAACGCCCAGGUCCCACGCAUGAUGGCCUCCCAGCGCAUGCCGACCCAGGCUCUCGGCCAACGGCCCGCCAGUGCUUCAGCCACUGCCGCCCCAGUCCGUGCCAUGCCUCCGUACAAAUACCAUCCUAACGUGCGCAACCCUCAACAGCACAUGGCGUCCCAGCCACAAGUCGCCAUGCAGCAGCCUGCUGUCCACGUCCAAGGCCAGGAGCCCCUGACUGCUUCCAUGCUGGCCGCUGCACCUCCUCAGGAGCAGAAGCAGAUGCUGGGUGAGCGGCUGUUCCCCCUGAUCCAGAACAUGCAUCCGAGCCUGGCGGGUAAGAUCACCGGUAUGCUUCUGGAGAUCGACAACUCAGAGCUUCUUCACAUGCUGGAGUCACCUGAGUCGCUGCGCUCCAAGGUGGAUGAGGCUGUUGCUGUGCUCCAGGCCCACCAGGCCAAAGAGGCUGCUCAGAAGUCCACCACCCCCGCCGGUGUUCCCAGCGUCUAAGCUUGAGCAUUUUGAAACCUGCUUCACCGAUGGAAAAAGAGAAAAAAAACUUAAACAUCGAAAAACCUAAAACUCAGAAAACAUUGCAAAAUGAUAAAUUAUUUCUUAAAAAAAAAGAUUGAAUCUGCCAGGUCUAGAGAUGGUUUGACUAGACCUUGAUCAUAAAGAAAAAUUAGUUUAAAAAAAUAGCAAAAUAGAUAAAAUUGAAAAUUGUAAUAAAUUUGAAUGCAUUCCUCUGUUUUAUGUCAUUUUACUGUGUCAGUGCUCAAAUUGCCGGCAAUAUCAGGGAUGUGGUUGCCGAGCAUUUUGGGGUGAUUUGUAUCGCAAACUACUGGCUGUAAUAAAACGUCAUUCGAAAAUA
Fundulus heteroclitus (mummichog) is the source of this 2791-nucleotide messenger RNA. Its product is annotated as polyadenylate-binding protein 1A. Gene Ontology annotation, molecular function: poly(U) RNA binding; mRNA 3'-UTR binding; poly(A) binding. The transcript is spliced from 16 exons. The coding region runs from base 523 to 2430 and encodes 635 amino acids. Gene Ontology annotation, cellular component: ribonucleoprotein complex; cytosol; nucleus. Lineage: Eukaryota; Metazoa; Chordata; Actinopteri; Cyprinodontiformes; Fundulidae. The record is from RefSeq and is a predicted model, not a curated record.